AUGAAUGCAAUAAAACCAACGCUCACAAAAGCCCGUUCUCAAAUAUCCAAGCUCCUUGGAUCGCCAUCUCAAUUGGCUUCGUUAGAACGGUUGACCCCUUUGAGAGUCACAGAAGAACCGGACUAUUACAACUCGGGCGGGUUUCAUCCCAUUACCUUAGGCGAUACAUUCAAUUCCGAUCAGUAUACCAUCCUGAGGAAGCUCGGGUAUGGGCAAUACUCUACAGUUUGGUUGGCUAGGGAUUCAAGAUAUCAAAGAUUUGUGGCACUCAAGAUCCUGAGGGCGGACUGUUAUGGUGGGCCUCAUGAUAUCUUUGAGCGAGAGAUUCUUUCGCGAAUCUCGGAGGUUUCUGCGAAAAGCACCCAUGAAGGCCGCAACUAUGUAUCAGGUCUUCUCGACCAUUUCAAGCACACGGGGCCCAACGGAGAUCAUGUGUGCUUUGUCUUCGAUGUAUUAGGGCAUCAUAUGGAUUUCCAGGCCGCUAAAUACGAAGAUGGAAAACUACCCGUGAAGGCUGUCAAAGUAAUUGUACGGCAGCUUCUGCUGGGGCUUGACUUUCUUCACAGAGAAUGCGGCAUUGUUCACACAGACCUGAAACCAACAAAUAUACUUCUCGAGUUGGAAAAUCAGAAAGAUGCUGUUUCUCAAUAUCUGGCGAAGGUUCCCCGGCGCACGGGAACCAAAGAUGGUGGCACAGUGCCUCUGCGUGAGGUUAUCACGACACCUCUCAUCGGAGAGAUGGAAAAACCUCAUAUCAGAAUAAUUGAUUUUGGCGUGGCGUCUUGGAGGGAAAACCACCUGUCAGAAAUGAUCCAGUCCUCGGCUCUGAGGGCCCCGGAGGUGACUAUCGGCGCGCCCUGGGAUGUUGGGGUUGAUAUCUGGAGUCUCGGAUGCCUUGUCGUGGAGUUUGCUCAGGGGAUAGUUUUGUUCUCCGGCGAGGCAUCACGGAACGGGUCUUGGACCGCUGAAGAUGAUCAUCUGGCGAGAAUUUCCGAGGUUCUUGGCCCUUUCCCGCUUCAAUUCCUAGAAAAGGGCAACCGUACCGCGCAUUUCUUCGACAAAAAUGGAAACCUUAUUCGAAUUCCGGAUCUCAAACCCACAAGUCUUGAGCGCCUGGUCAAUGGCGCAACAAAGCCUUUCCUCAAACCUAGCGACAUGCCCCAGGUCGAGGUCCCCAUCUUCGUCGAUUUCCUAAGAGGCAUGCUUGAAAUCGACCCAGGGUCUCGAAAGUCGGCGUCAGAGCUUCUCCAACAUGAAUGGUUGAAUCCAAGGAACGGGUGAAGGCAGCCUGGUGGCAAGAGAAGAGCGCCACUAGGCGCUGACUCCGUAGAUUAUACAUCUUUCGACGGAGGAUGUGCCAAUCGUGAUUCUGUUGAGGCGUUCUCAUAACUCUUGAAGUUGG
Molecule: messenger RNA, 1402 nt
Organism: Aspergillus steynii IBT 23096
Lineage: Eukaryota; Fungi; Ascomycota; Eurotiomycetes; Eurotiales; Aspergillaceae
Product: protein kinase
Exons: 6
Coding region: 1-1281 (426 amino acids)
Biological process (GO): spliceosomal complex assembly; regulation of mRNA processing; protein phosphorylation
Molecular function (GO): protein kinase activity; ATP binding
Source: RefSeq, a predicted model, not a curated record